Megalopta genalis is the source of this 3671-nucleotide messenger RNA. Its product is annotated as paramyosin, long form. Gene Ontology annotation, cellular component: myosin complex; bicellular tight junction. NCBI's taxonomy places the organism in Eukaryota, Metazoa, Arthropoda, Insecta, Hymenoptera, Halictidae. The record is from RefSeq and is a predicted model, not a curated record.
AGCCGCCGGCGCGCCAUACGAACGACGACGGGUCGCGCACUACGAGUAGGGCGCUGGUCGGCUCCGAAACCCCGAAGAAGAGAAGGAAGAAGAAGAAGACAAGAAGAAGGUGGAGGAGGAAGUGGCAGCUGACUACGACGAUUUAAAUCAAGACGACUUAACUUAGCACCAGCCAGUGCAUCGAGGUGUAAACGGAAGGUUUACCGAACAACCCGAGGAGUCACGAAUCUCGGCCGAAGACGGGACGGAACGUAGAUUCAUCGAGGACGCAAGCGAACCAAGCGGACAGGAUGUCUUCAGCGAUCGCUAAAGCUUCCAAAUACACGUACCGCUCCACCGGCGAAGGUACCGCCAACGUUAGCAUCGAAUACAGCGCUGACCUGACCGCUCUCUCUAGGCUGGAGGACAAAAUCCGCCUGCUGCAGGAUGACCUGGAGUCCGAGAGGGAACUACGUCAGAGGAUCGAACGCGAGCGCGCCGACUUGAGCGUGCAGGUGAUCCAGCUGUCCGAACGUCUCGAAGAGGCUGAGGGUGGUGCUGAAUCUCAGUUCGAGAUCAACAAGAAAAGGGACACGGAACUGGCCAAGCUGCGCAAACUACUCGAAGAUGUUCAUCUCGAGAGCGAGGAGACCGCACACCUUCUGCGUAAGAAACACCAAGAGGUCGUGGUCGAUUUCCAGGACCAGAUCGAUCAACUUUCGAAAGCACGCGCAAGGGCUGACAAAGAAAAAUCGAAAUUCCAACAAGAAGUCUACGAACUCCUCGCUCAACUGGACAACGUUACCAAAGAAAAGUUGAUGUCGAUAAAGACGGUAGAGAAGCUCGAGAUCCACGUAGCCGAGCUCAAUGUGAAAAUCGAGGAAUUGAACCGCACCAUCAUUGACGUCACCAACCACAAGACUAGGAUCUCCCAGGAAAACAUUGAACUGACGAAGGAAGUGCAGGACUUGAAGGUGAACAUCGAGAACGUUAUUUACCUGAGGACUCAGAUCGCCGGACAGCUCGACGAUGCUCGUCGUCGUCUUGAAGAUGAAGAACGUCGUCGUUCAUUGGUCGAGGCCUCUUUGCAUCAGGUUGAGACGGAGUUGGAAUCCGUGCGCAUCCAAUUGGAAGAAGAAUCCGAAGCUCGCUUGGACAUUGAACGUCAACUGGUUAAGGCUAAUGGAGAAGUACAAGUAUGGAGAUCGAAAUACGAAACGGAAGCCAACGCUCGCGCCGAAGAGGUAGAAGAACUACGCCGCAAGUAUAGUGCUCGCAUCCAGGAACAAGAAGAACAGAUCGAAACCCUGCUGGUUAAGAUCAACAACCUUGAGAAACAGAAGUCACGCUUGCAAUCCGAAGUGGAAGUUUUGAUCAUUGACUUGGAGAAGGCCAAUGGAACAGCUCGCGAGCUCCAGAAGCGCGUGGAACAAUUGGAGAAGAUCAACGUCGAGAUGAAAGCACGUCUGGAUGAAAGCAUGGCCAUGUAUGAGCAGAGCCAGCGCGAUCUCCGCAACAAGCAACAGGAGCUCCAGCGCACGAACUGCGAACUAGACAAGACUCGCGAGUUGAAGGACCAAUUGGCACGAGAGAACAAGAAAUUGGGAGAUGACCUGGGCGAUGCCAAGAACCAACUGGCUGACAUGAACCGCAGACUUCACGAGCUGGAACUCGAACUUCGUCGUUUGGAGAACGAACGCGAAGAACUUGCAGCUGCCUACAAAGAAGCUGAAGCAGGCCGCAAGAUCGAAGAACAACGUGCACAGAGAUUGUCCGCCGAAUUGACUCAACUUCGUCACGAUUACGAGCGCCGCCUCAGCGAGAAGGACGAAGAAAUUGAAAUCAUCCGCAAGCAGACCAGCAUCGAGAUCGAGCAGCUGAACGCCCGCGUGGUCGAGGCCGAGACGAAGCUGAAGACCGAAGUGCAGCGCGUGAAGAAGAAGUUGCAGAUCCAGAUCACGGAGUUGGAGCUGACGCUCGACGUUGCCAACAAGAACAACAUCGACCUGCAGAAGACCAUCAAGAAGCAAUCGCUCACCUUGACCGAACUGCAAGCCCACUACGACGAGGUGCAACGCCAACUGCAAGUGACUCUGGACCAACUGGGCAUUAGUCAACGACGCCUCCAAUCGUUGACGGCCGAGCUCGAAGAAGUGCGCGGCAAUUACGAAUCUGCCCUUCGUGCGAAGAGAACCGUCGAGCAGCAGUACGAGGAGUCGGUCAGCCGAAUCAACGAAUUGACCACCAUCAACGUGAACCUCGCUUCAUCGAAAGCGAAGAUCGAGCAAGAAUUGUCGACCUUGGCCGGCGAUUACGAGGAAGUUACCAAGGAGUUGAGAGUGAGCGACGAGCGAUACCAGCGAGUGCAAAACGAGCUCAAGCACACCGUGGAGAUACUGCACGAGGAACAGGAGCGCAUCGUGAAGAUCGAGGCCAUCAAGAAGUCUCUCGAGAUCGAAGUGAAGAACUUGUCCGUGAGGCUGGAGGAAGUUGAAGCCAACGCUAUCGUCGGAGGCAAACGUAUCAUCAGCAAACUGGAGGCUAGGAUUCGCGAUCUGGAACUUGAGUUGGACGAAGAGAAGCGCCGACACUCCGAAACGGUGAAGAUCCUUCGCAAGAAGGAGCGCAACAUCAAGGAGGUGAUGAUCCAGGUGGAGGAAGACGCGAAGAACAUCGCGCUGCUGCAGGAAUCCCUUGACAAGACUAGCCAGAAAGUGAGCAUCUACAAGAGACAACUGCAGGAACAGGAGGGCAUGUCCCAGCAGAGCGUGACCAGGGUCCGCCGAUUCCAAAGGGAGCUGGAGGCCGCAGAGGACCGCGCUGACACCGCCGAGAGCAACUUGACUCUGAUCCGCGCGAAACACCGUAGCUUCGUCACCACAUCCACCGUGCCCGGUUCCCAGGUGUACCUCGUCCAGGAGACGAGGUCUGACCUGUAAAAACGCCACCGUCAUCGACACCCCACCCUUUGCCACUUCGAACGCCACCUCGUCGUCUUUAGAAACGCGUAACGAGAAACCGAUGAAAAAAGGAAGAGCCCCGAUACAUCAUCGUAAGUCAGAAGGGCCGGAAAGAGUUUCCAACGGGCCGCACCGCGAACACCGCGUAGCUAGAGGAUUAAGGAAACUGUGUAUCACAUCAUUAUUCACCCGUGACAGCGCCCAACGACCCGUCGUAAAUUCGAAUGCUCGGCCAACGAGACGCGGUACCCGUCACUACGACUUCAAUGAAACCUGCAGAAGCAAAGGCAAAUGAAACGCGAAGACAACAAUAAAAUAUCAUCGAAAAGAAAUCAUCGUUGCUAUUCGAACAAUUAAACGAAAAAGAAAAAGGGAAAAUUAAAUAAUAACGCAUAUGUAAUAUGUACGCACCGAAAACAAUCAAAAUUUUAUUCUAUUUUCCUUCUAUUGUAUGUGCAUAUCAUGACGCGUAAGGAGAGUGACAGAAGGAUUUGAGAGAUCAAACAAAAACAAAACAAUAUAAACGAGAGACUCGAGAUGUAGAACUGCUCCUUACGCUUUCUGAUCGCGCGUGUCGCACUUGUAUUUAAAUGGAUUAACUUUAAUUCUACUUCUAUUAUUAUAUACAUAGAUAGGUACUAUUGCCCAUACACACAACUCUCACUGUACGACAUACACAAUAACCUGUGUCAACUUUAAUUUAAUAAAUAAACUGAAACACGUACGUACGAA